Messenger RNA from Aegilops tauschii subsp. strangulata, 606 nucleotides. Its product is annotated as RING-H2 finger protein ATL72-like. Lineage: Eukaryota; Viridiplantae; Streptophyta; Magnoliopsida; Poales; Poaceae. The record is from RefSeq and is a predicted model, not a curated record. Gene Ontology annotation, molecular function: transferase activity. Gene Ontology annotation, biological process: protein ubiquitination.
UUGAAGCAUCGACCGAUCGACGUGCCGGGUGGACAUCUCUUGGAUUACAUAACUUCAUCAACCAUGGGUCGUCCCGAUUCCGAGGCGCCGACGUCCAGCGUCGCCGCGGGGCUGGCUGCUGCCCUCGGAGGCGGGGAAGGCGCGGCGGCGCCAGCGGGGGCAGACUCGGCGUUCGAAACCAACGUGGUGAUCAUCCUGGCCGCGCUCUUCUUCGCGCUGCUCUUCGCCAUCGGGCUCCACUCGCUGGCACGGUGCGCGCUCCGGUACGUGGGGCGCCGGGCCGCGGCCGCUGCCGGCGAGGGCCGCGCGUCGGCGCGGGUGGCCUGCAGCAGUAGCGGCAUCAAGAGGCGCGUCCUUAGGAGCCUCCCCGUGGAGGUGUAUGGCUCCGGGGAGGACAUCGACGACGUGUGCGCCAUUUGCCUCGGCGAGUUCGUGGACGGCGAGAAGGUGCGCGUGCUCCCGCUGUGCGGGCACGGCUUCCACGUUCGCUGCGUGGACGCGUGGCUGGUGUCCCACGGCUCCUGUCCCACGUGCCGGCGGCCGGUGGUCGAAGGCGCGCCCGCGAAGAGUCAGACGGACACGGUCAUCACCGUGGUCAUCGCGUGA